AUGAACUCACUACGAUUUACUUUUCGACGAGACCUUCAUCAAAUUCGUCAAUUCCAUAAAUGCCUUGUCCAACAAACAGAGGCAGCUGCAACUGUUAAUGUUGCUGAUUCAUCAGUUUCUCCUUCAGUUGCACCUAGCAAUGAACCAGAAGUUAGUUCUAAGAUUGACCAAAUUGCCAAGCAAAUUGUUUCUUUAAAUCUUGUGGAAGUCGCACAGCUGAGCGACUUGUUGAAAAAACGAUUAAAUUUACCGGAUGCACCUGUAAUGCCCAUGGGUGGGUUUGUUGCUGCUGGUGCACAGUCUGAGGAAGAAGCACAACCACAAAUAGUACAAACUUCAUUUGCAGUCAAGUUAACAGGUUUCGAUGAGAAAAAGAAAGUUAGCAUAAUAAAAGAAAUAAAGAAUAUAUUGCCAGACUGCAAUCUUGUACAGGCCAAGAAAUUUGUUGAAAGUGCACCAGCAGUAGUUCAAGGAGAUAUUUCAAAGGAGGAAGCAGAAAAGUUGAAAGAGGUGCUUACAAAUGCAGGUGGUACUGUGGAAAUUGUUUAAUCACAAAAAUUAGCUUAUACAAAUAUUCAUUUAAGAGAUCACAGCUCUGGUAGUAUUUUUUAAUAACUUCUAAAAUGGUUAAGACCAACAUAAAAGGAAAUGUCAUAUUUUGUAUUAUGAUAGAACUGUCUUUUCCAUUAGCAUACACUUUACAAAUCAGGAAGGAGUUAUUAGACGCAUUUUAUACAUCUCUAUCUUUUUGUGAAUUAUCACAUUACUUUCUGUAUUAUUCUAGCAACAUUCAAUCUACUGAAAAACGUAUACAAUUAAGUUAAUUCAUAGAUAUUUGUACAUAAAAUAUCAUGCUUGAAAUUGUAUUAAACCCAAAAACUAAUAAAGUGAAAUCCUUAAUAA
Molecule: messenger RNA, 903 nt
Organism: Nomia melanderi (Alkali bee)
Lineage: Eukaryota; Metazoa; Arthropoda; Insecta; Hymenoptera; Halictidae
Gene: mRpL12
Product: mitochondrial ribosomal protein L12
Biological process (GO): translation
Cellular component (GO): mitochondrial large ribosomal subunit; ribosome
Molecular function (GO): structural constituent of ribosome; mRNA binding
Source: RefSeq, a predicted model, not a curated record